AGUGAUCAUACAGCCACCAACCCACAACAUCGAACUACUGUUGUUGUCCGUUUUCCUUAGUUACCUCUUUACCUUUCACUUUGCUGCUUCUUAUCUUGACUUUUGAAACCUAAGACUCAGAAUGGAACGUGGGGUUCUUGAUAGUAUCAUCAAUAGGCUGCUUGAAGUCAGAGCUAGACCUGGGAAGCAGGUGCAGCUUUCUGAGUCAGAGAUCAAGCAACUUUGUGUUGUCUCCAAGGAUAUCUUCAUGAAGCAGCCCAACCUCUUGGAACUCGAGGCACCAAUUAAGAUAUGUGGAGAUAUUCAUGGUCAAUAUUCAGACCUUCUGAGGCUUUUUGAGUAUGGUGGAUUCCCUCCUCGUUCUAAUUACUUAUUUUUAGGGGACUAUGUUGAUCGUGGGAAGCAAAGUCUAGAGACAAUAUGUCUCCUUCUGGCUUAUAAAAUAAAAUAUCCUGAAAACUUUUUCCUUCUGAGGGGCAACCAUGAAUGUGCUUCUAUAAACCGUAUCUAUGGAUUUUAUGAUGAGUGUAAACGAAGAUUUAAUGUCAAGCUUUGGAAAGUGUUCACAGAUUGUUUCAAUUGCUUGCCUGUGGCCGCUCUCAUUGAUGAAAGGAUAAUCUGCAUGCAUGGUGGACUCUCUCCUGAGUUACACAGCUUAAGUCAGAUAAGGACUUUGCCACGUCCUACUGAAGUACCUGAAACUGGUCUACUAUGUGAUCUUCUAUGGUCUGAUCCUAGUAGUGACGUUCGAGGUUGGGGAGAAAAUGAACGUGGAGUUUCCUAUACUUUUGGUGCUGAUAGGGUCACAGAAUUCCUUCAGAAGCAUGAUCUUGAUUUGAUUUGUAGAGCUCACCAGGUUGUGGAAGAUGGAUAUGAAUUCUUUGCUAAUAGACAACUUGUAACUAUCUUUUCGGCACCUAAUUACUGUGAGGAGUUUGACAAUGCUGGUGCUAUGAUGGCUGUUGGUGAGACACUUGUGUGCUCUUUUCAAAUAUUGAAGCCUACGGAUAAAAAGACUAAGAUUAGCUUUGGGAGCAUAACUGCACCCAAGACUAGUACUCCAGCAAAAGCCAAGCGAUCAUUUCUUGGUGCUAAAGCAUGACCUGAUGGGCAUGACUUCAAUCAGUAAAUGUUUGGAACAUAGCCAAAGUUGACUUAGAAGAAGUGUUAAUCCUGUUCAUUUCAGUGUGAAGGAAGAACACAACUACGAACAUAAAACAGGAGCUUUGAAGAUUACAUGAUAUUAUCUCUGCAUUACCCUUUAGGGACAGCUGAAUGUUUCUUUCUUCUGCCGGCACCUUGUACAUUAUUGUCAAACACAAAUGGAGGAUUGAGGUGUCAUUUUUCUUCUCUUUCGGUUCCCCUAUUAUCCUUAUCUUCCUUUGUAUUAUAAUGAAUUAAUGCAGCAUAAAUUGAUUGUCAUUUGGAAUUUAAAUUUUACCAUUGAGAGUUGGUGUUCAGUUGUUUUGGUUUAUGAUUUUGUCCCUUUGCAAAGGUCAAAUUUUUAUCUUGAAAAUUUGUCUUCGGUGACUGAAAUACUAUAUGCAAUGAUAAUUGUGAGGACUCUUUAUUGAC
This is a messenger RNA of Abrus precatorius (Indian licorice), 1575 nucleotides long. Its product is annotated as serine/threonine-protein phosphatase PP1 isozyme 3-like. Lineage: Eukaryota; Viridiplantae; Streptophyta; Magnoliopsida; Fabales; Fabaceae. The coding region runs from base 122 to 1102 and encodes 326 amino acids. The record is from RefSeq and is a predicted model, not a curated record. Gene Ontology annotation, molecular function: protein serine/threonine phosphatase activity. Gene Ontology annotation, cellular component: cytoplasm; nucleus. The transcript is spliced from 4 exons.